This is a messenger RNA of Guyanagaster necrorhizus, 912 nucleotides long. RefSeq lists its product as uncharacterized. Bases 1 to 912 code for a protein of 303 amino acids. The record is from RefSeq and is a predicted model, not a curated record. The transcript is spliced from 5 exons. Lineage: Eukaryota; Fungi; Basidiomycota; Agaricomycetes; Agaricales; Physalacriaceae.
AUGGCCCUUUCCGGCAGUUUGGAUAAACUCUAUUUUUCAUUACGGGAAGCUGCUGAGAAGAAUGGAGAAGCGAUGAAAAAUGCACUUGAAGUGCAAUCUGCCAUCGUACAGGCGAACAAAAGGAAAGAUGAGCUCAAAAUUGCGCUCGAAGCCACGCAGAACAGAGAAGCUGCUAUUAAGGCAAGGAGAUUGCAAAUCGACGAAGCAAUCCAAAAUAUGCAGAUGCAGGUUACAAAUGCAACGCUUCGAAAGCAGGAAUCCAUUGAGGAGGCCAAACGAAGGUGUGCAGAUGCAGUCAGGAAGGCGCGCAUCGACAGAGAGAAAGAGUUGGAGCAGGUGAAGAUUGAUCACAAGAAGGCGCUUCAGGUGCUUCAGGAGGAGCAGGAGAGUGAAAUCCGUGACUCCAUCACAAGAGACACAAACGCUUGGGCUCUAGCUCUCAUCUGUGAUGGACCUCCUUUGCUGCAGCAACUAAUUAGAAGAAUUCAUUCUAUUCAAAAUACUGCUAUAUUUAUGGGAAUGAAAUUAGUAGUAAUAGAUGUGCUACAAGGCAUCCUAGGCAACGAUACGUAUGGUGCCUCAGGUGGUAUAUCCUUAGUACAUGACGAGAGCGUCGUGAAGUUGAAACAGACUUCCCAUGAUCAAGCGAGGGCAGCCAUAGGCGGCGACGACAAGGUUCGGGCCUCAGGAAAUGUAGAUAGGGCAGGUGAUGGUGCCGCGCGUGAUGGCGAAAGGCUUGCUAUGUCGAGCGGAGAAUCGUACAUCCAUGAGCCACGCCGGACAAGUUGCGGGCGCCUAGAUCACUUUAAGAGCGUACAGGUGCAGAAGAAUGUUGAGGAAACUCACAAAGAGCCUCCCUCUAACGACCUUGACGACGUCGCACCAAUUCUAUCUCCUCGUCAGAUGCGUUGA